GGAAGCAGAGGCAAGGCUGAUUUCUGAGUUCAAGGCCAGCCUGGUCUACAGUAUGAGUCCAGGACAGCAGAGCUACAUAGAGAACCCCUGUCUCUAAAAAACAAACAACAAAAAAUUACUUUGUAUUAGUACCUUCAGAAACACAAGUUUGUCAUUCACAAAAUUCUACUGAGCCUAAAGACAUUUCUUGAAUUUCUGUCCUGCGUUGCCCUUCUAAAAUAUUAACAGACCCCAGGUUUGGGAUUAUACUUAUUAUCCAGUACUUGAGACUGAGGCAGGCUGGGCAAGGUGGCCUACACCUGGGCAGGUAGGCAGAUCUCAGUUUGAGGCCAGCCUGGUCUACAUAGUGAGUUCUAGGACAGCUGGAGGCACAUAUAAAGAACCUCUCUCAAAAAUAGAAAAAAGAAGAAGAAGAGGAGGAAGAGGAAGAUGACAAGAAUGGGGACGACAAGGAGGAGGCAGGAGUAUUGCCAGUGUGAAAGCCAGCUUGGGCUACUCAUGGAAUUAGAUCCUGCUUCAAAAGACCAUAAACAGACAAAACAAAACAAACAAGCUACGUGUGGUGGCGAAUGUUUGUAAUCCUAGCACUUGGGAGAGAGGCAGAAGGAUCCGGAGUUCAGUCUGUUUACAAACAGGCAAAUCAGCAGAGACCUUGAAAUCCUGGGGGAGGGGAUGGAAAUCAGUCAAGGUUGCUUUUAUCUCCCUCAACCAGUUUUGAGUUGUAAUUCAGAAGAGAGCUGGGCUUUGCUUCCAGUUUAGAGGGUUGACUCUGAAUAGGAGCCUGACAUUUAAUCAGAUUUAUGGAAUAAUGAGACUCAGAGAUCAUAAAGAGACAUUAUGAGAUCGCCCUCUUUGCUCCCUGUGAGCCUCAGCCUAGGAAUGUUCUGAACUCCCUCAGCUCUGCCCUGCCAGUGAGUUAGGUGUUGACAGUGGCCGACUUGGAGAUGGCUAAGUGCUAGUUUGCAGUUUUGAGGGCACCACACAUUAUUGAAUGUUGAGUCAGUCACAGGGAGAAGCUAAGCUUUCCUUUAAACUUGGCUGCUUUCUCUUUUGACCUUGUCUGCUUAUUGUGGCUGCUUUUUGAGAAAAGACAACAGCGGGAAGAGAGUGGCUAAGAAGGACACUUCAGUCAGAGAGGCAGUGACAGAGUUACCAUUCUCUUUCGGCUCAGUCACACCCUUAUUAUGAAUCUGAUGCUCUAUGCCCAGGUCUCUGUGGCUGGGCUGCUCCAGCCUGGCGGACAGCAUGCCCUCGCUGCGAUGCCUGUAUAACCCAGGGACUGGCGCACUCACAGCUUUCCAGAAUUCCUCAGAGAGAGAAGACUGUAAUAAUGGCGAACCCCCUAGGAAGAUAAUACCAGAGAAGAAUUCACUUAGACAGACUUACAACAGCUGUGCCAGGCUCUGCAUAAACCAAGAGACAGUAUGUCUAACAAGCACUGCUAUGAAGACUGAAAAUUGUGUGGCCAAAACAAAACUUGCCAAUGGCACCUCCAGCAUGAUUGUGCCCAAGCAGCGGAAACUCUCAGCAAGCUAUGAGAAGGAAAAGGAGCUGUGUGUCAAGUACUUUGAGCAGUGGUCAGAGUCUGAUCAAGUGGAAUUUGUAGAACACCUUAUAUCUCAAAUGUGUCAUUACCAGCAUGGGCACAUCAACUCCUAUCUAAAGCCUAUGCUGCAGAGGGAUUUCAUAACUGCACUGCCAGCACGGGGUCUGGACCAUAUUGCUGAGAACAUUCUGUCAUACUUGGACGCCAGAUCACUGUGUGCUGCUGAGCUUGUGUGCAAGGAAUGGUACCGCGUGACGUCGGACGGCAUGCUGUGGAAGAAGCUCAUCGAGAGGAUGGUCAGGACAGACUCUCUGUGGCGAGGCCUGGCAGAGCGCAGAGGGUGGGGACAAUACUUAUUCAAAAACAAACCUCCUGAUGAGAAUGCGCCUCCCAACUCCUUUUAUAGAGCGCUUUAUCCUAAAAUUAUACAAGACAUUGAGACAAUAGAGUCCAAUUGGAGAUGUGGGCGACACAGUUUACAGAGAAUCCACUGCCGGAGUGAAACAAGUAAAGGGGUCUACUGUUUACAGUAUGAUGACCAGAAGAUAGUCAGUGGCCUUCGAGACAACACCAUCAAGAUCUGGGAUAAAAGCACACUGGAAUGCAAGCGGAUUCUCACAGGCCACACAGGCUCUGUCCUGUGUCUGCAGUAUGACGAGAGGGUGAUCAUCACGGGCUCCUCAGACUCCACCGUCAGAGUGUGGGACGUAAAUGCAGGGGAGAUGCUAAACACAUUGAUUCACCACUGUGAAGCCGUCCUGCACCUGCGCUUCAAUAACGGCAUGAUGGUGACCUGCUCCAAAGACCGAUCCAUUGCUGUGUGGGAUAUGGCUUCCCCAACUGACAUCACCCUCAGGAGGGUGCUGGUGGGCCACCGAGCUGCGGUCAAUGUUGUCGACUUUGAUGACAAGUACAUCGUUUCUGCCUCUGGAGACAGAACCAUAAAGGUGUGGAACACAAGUACCUGUGAAUUUGUAAGGACCCUAAAUGGGCACAAGCGUGGUAUCGCCUGUUUGCAGUACAGAGACAGGCUGGUGGUGAGCGGCUCCUCUGACAACACCAUCAGGCUGUGGGACAUAGAGUGCGGUGCAUGUCUGCGAGUGUUGGAAGGCCAUGAGGAAUUGGUACGCUGUAUUCGAUUUGAUAACAAAAGGAUAGUGAGUGGGGCCUAUGAUGGAAAAAUUAAAGUGUGGGAUCUUAUGGCUGCUCUGGACCCGCGUGCUCCUGCAGGGACUCUUUGUCUACGGACGCUUGUGGAGCAUUCUGGAAGAGUUUUCCGACUCCAGUUUGAUGAAUUCCAGAUUGUCAGUAGUUCACAUGAUGACACAAUUCUCAUCUGGGACUUCCUAAAUGAUCCAGCCACUCAUGCUGAACCGCCCCGCUCCCCUUCUCGGACAUACACCUACAUCUCCAGAUAAAUAACGCGACACUGGCCUCAUAAUUGCCCAGGACUCGUUAACGUUGCAGUAUUUAACAUGCCUGCCAAGACCAGGAUGAACAACAACAAUCAAACUCCCACCCGGAUUCCUGGACGGACCAGCGAGGAGCAGGCCUUUGAGACUCCUGUUGGGACACAGCCGGUCAGCAGCCGACCAGGACGGUCUGCUCGGCACACCGGCUGCUUCAGUGCUGCUAUCAGAAGAUGUCUUUAUCUUGUGUGAAUGAUUGGAACUUUCAAGCCUCCCUCCCCUCUCCUUCCCCCUUCCUCUGCACCUGUUUCUCUCCCAUUGGGUUCCAGACAAAGAUGACUUAUAAAUAUAUUUAGUGUUUUGCCAGAA
Rattus norvegicus (Norway rat) is the source of this 3324-nucleotide messenger RNA. It is a transcript of the gene Btrc, whose product is annotated as beta-transducin repeat containing E3 ubiquitin protein ligase. Gene Ontology annotation, biological process: SCF-dependent proteasomal ubiquitin-dependent protein catabolic process; protein polyubiquitination; protein processing. Lineage: Eukaryota; Metazoa; Chordata; Mammalia; Rodentia; Muridae. The record is from RefSeq and is a predicted model, not a curated record. Gene Ontology annotation, molecular function: protein phosphorylated amino acid binding; protein dimerization activity; ubiquitin protein ligase activity. Gene Ontology annotation, cellular component: SCF ubiquitin ligase complex; nucleus; cytoplasm.